AUGUCUAACCUGGUGGAGCAAUGUCCCCUACCAGAGCUUGCAGAGGCUCUGAGACCAUAUAUACGGCCGCGCGAGGAGGUUGCAGAGAUUCGACGUGGCAUAGACUCACUCUUAAGCCAAUAUGUCCACGAUUCUAACGUCCAAAUCUCGAAGGUAACAUUACCUACAACAGAGACAUCUGCACAGUCGGCACUCAACAGCCCCUUCAAUGGUGUACGGAGGGCUUUCAUGCAAGCACUUAUCGCACGCCAAAAAGCACAAUCUCAGUACGACGCCUUGAAAGCCGAACUGGAUCUCCUGCAGCAUACCCCGAGCGAAAAGGAAAGCGAUGAGAAGCACGAGAACCCAGUGGCCGACACUGUAGCACUCAUCCGUCAAAGACAACGACGGGAUAAACUUCUGGUCAUCGAAAAGGCACUGGACAACUUGGAGAAGGUCAGGCACACUUCGCAAUAUGCGGACCCAAGCGAGCUGUUGAACAGUAUGCAAUCUCAAAUACCACCACCCCUUGCGCAACAAUCCCAAGAUGAGUCGUUGGCUGAGGCACAAUCCCAUGUCUUCGAGCUGCAAAAAGCUGUGCUACGUGCGCAAAACAGUAUCCAGACCAGGUCACACAUCAAUUCUUCUCAACAGCCCAUCACGCAAGAUUGGAAACGCGCAUAUGCUCUUCGAAAGGCUCGAGAUGGUCUGAUAAGUUGGAUUGAGGGCGAGCUUUCAAAGUUGUCAGAGGAUGAAGAACAUAUGCAUCCAGAUAUGGACGUGCCAGAAGAUAGUGGGACAGAAUCACUAGACGAGAUCAAGAUUACACUUCAGGAUCUUUACAGCAAGUACAUCUCUUCACGAGAACGCCUUGUUCAAGUCCUGAACACUCAAGUCAAGACCAACUCAGAACCCGACAAACCUCUGCUUGACAGACAACAGUCAGCGAACGACAAGGAUGAAUCGAACAAUGCUGCGCUCGCUUUGAGAGUUCUACCUUACAUCGGUAUCCUCCGAUCUACUACUCAAGAAGAAGCGGCCUUGAUGCAGCACGCUUCAUACAUACGACGACAAAUCACAGCGGUUUCUACUGAGACAGAGCAGUUGUUGGUUCGCCUUUCGGACGAGAGUCAUAUGGUCAGGCCGGGGACAUCACACACUGCUGCCUGGGCUGAAGCGGCAAGAGAUGCAAGAAACAGCGACCAGGAUGUUGUUCACGCCCAUUUAAUCAAAAGCGAGACCAGUAUUGGUAGCGUCGGAGAGUUUUUGGCCUCGGCGUAG
Messenger RNA from Aureobasidium musti, 1260 nucleotides. The record is from the annotation of a GenBank genome assembly. NCBI's taxonomy places the organism in Eukaryota, Fungi, Ascomycota, Dothideomycetes, Dothideales, Saccotheciaceae.